AUGGAUAAUGUUUUUGCAUCACGCAGCUAUCGGCCCGUCCCUAAGGCAGAGGCUGACAGCGAUGUUGAAGACGAUAACGCAACCCUGACACGCCGUCCUGGCCGUCGUUUCGCGCAGCAGUUCCUCAAACGCAAUUUGACCGCGAUCACCGUCACCGGCCUUCUUCUGAUCAUUUUGAUGCUCGUUAUUGCCAUUAUUGCUGCUAUCGCCAUUGAGCCCCUCCGCCAGAUUCUCGUCCUGAAAUGGUCCGCUGGUCCCGCAGACCAAACUGGUCAACGCCAGUGUCUGCCCGCCGCACCACGGACCCUGCUCUCCUGCGGCAAUUCAACCACUGAAGCUGAGGCUCUGGGCUGUACAUACGACCCCUUAUCGGCAUGCUGGUUGCAUCACGACUGUCCACACGAUUACUCGGAUGUCUUUUCGCAUUUUAACAACGGCAAGCCGUUUAUUUACUACUACGACGAGGCGGCCACCCGCCAGAUGAAAGACUAUAACGAGGUCGGCCACAACGCGAACGGCUUCUACUGGACUUCUGUACGCGAGCACCUCGUGCAUUGUCUGUAUCUGCUGAGACGAGGUCACGAUGUCCACAUGCGCGGCGAUCGUCUCGACUCAAUGCUCUCGGAUAUCGGCCAUGUGGAUCACUGUACGAAUUUCCUGGCCAAUUGGCUGCGCAGACCGGACCCGGCCCUCGAACACCUGGGUACACAAGGCAAAACGGACUGUUUCAUGUCCUGCAACUGA
This is a messenger RNA of Penicillium lagena, 744 nucleotides long. RefSeq lists its product as uncharacterized. The record is from RefSeq and is a predicted model, not a curated record. NCBI's taxonomy places the organism in Eukaryota, Fungi, Ascomycota, Eurotiomycetes, Eurotiales, Aspergillaceae. Bases 1 to 744 code for a protein of 247 amino acids. The transcript has a single exon.